Molecule: messenger RNA, 6024 nt
Organism: Elgaria multicarinata webbii
Lineage: Eukaryota; Metazoa; Chordata; Lepidosauria; Squamata; Anguidae
Gene: DMGDH
Product: dimethylglycine dehydrogenase
Exons: 17
Coding region: 592-3117 (841 amino acids)
Cellular component (GO): mitochondrion
Molecular function (GO): protein binding; oxidoreductase activity
Source: RefSeq, a predicted model, not a curated record
GCCCGACCACUAAGAGGUGCUUCUGUGGGAUUUAAUAGAGGAAGUGCUUUGGGGGUGCAUUUCCCUCAAAAGGACAGCUGUGAAUCUUUUUGCCCUGAGGGCAUGUGAGAAGAAGCCAAUUAGGCUUGGAUUUAGAAGAAGAGAAACCAGAAGAGAAGAACAGGCCAACCUAGAAGGACAAUUGACGCAGCGCAAAGUUGAGUUCAAUUGAUAUAUUCCCAUCCAUCUGGACAACUGAAUCAAUCAUCACCACCAUGCUUCCCCACCUUCCCUCCCAAUUUCUUUUCUUGGGCCUCCUGUCUUUUUAGAUUGUGAGCCUGAGGCCAGAGACCGAUAGUUGUUUCUUGUAAGUCAUUCUGUGAAUCUUUUGAUUGAAGAGUGGGCCAGAAAUGCUUUGAAUAAAUAACAAUAAUAAAUGUGUACAUAUUCCAUUGUAGACUAUGUGUGAUUGUGAAAUUUCCUUGGAUAAAACAUGUCAAUGCUGCCCUCCAAGUGCUUGCAUAUAUUGGUGACAGUGAGAUGUUCCUCUCUCUUCCCCACCCAUAACAAUUUUGUUUGGAGUUCAACAGAAAGUGAGAGAGAGACUCAUUCAUGGUGGCUCCCACUUGGGGUGCUUCCAGGGAAGAAAAACCAUCUUCAUUAGAAGCAAAAUGGAAAGAUACAGCAGAAACAGUAAUUAUUGGAGGUGGCUGUGUUGGUGUGAGCCUUGCCUAUCAUCUGGCCAAGGCUGGCAUGAAGGAUGUGCUUCUGCUUGAAAAAUCUGAACUCACUGCUGGAUCUACUUGGCAUGCAGCAGGUUUGACAACGUAUUUCCACCCUGGAAUAAAUCUGAAGAACAUCCAUUACUACAGCAUUAAGCUUUAUGAAAAACUAGAAGAAGAGACUGGACAGGCUGUGGGGUUUCAUCAACCAGGGAGUAUUAGAAUUGCUUCAACCCCGACAAGAGUGGAUGAAUUGAAAUACCAAAUGACUCGAGCUGGUUGGCAUCCAGCAGAGCAAUAUCUUAUUGAGCCAGAGGGAGUACAAGAAUUAUUCCCUUUAUUAAACAUGGAAAAGGUAUUAGCUGGUCUAUACAAUCCUGGAGAUGGUCAUAUUGACCCUUACUCACUCACUAUGGCGUUGGCUGCAGGGGCCAGGAAAUACGGUGCUCAGUUAAAUUAUCCAGUUCAAGUAACUAAUCUAAAGCCUAGAUUAGAUGGGACAUGGGAAGUUGAAACUCCACAUGGAAUAAUUCAAGCAAACAGAGUUGUGAAUACAGCUGGCUUCUGGGCUCUUGAAAUAGGUAAAAUGGUUGGAAUGCAUCAUCCAGUCAUACCAGUUCAUCACCAGUAUGUUGUUACUGCAACUAUCCCUGAAGUUAAAGUCCUUGAAAAGGAAUUGCCUGUGCUUCGUGAUUUAGAAGGUUCAUAUUAUCUGAGACAAGAAAGAGAUGGACUUUUAUUUGGCCCAUAUGAAAGUCAAGACAAAAUGAAACUACAGGAAUCCUGGGUCUCACAUGGAGUCCCACCAGGUUUCGGGAAGGAGCUUUUUGAGUCUGAUUUGGACCGAAUAAUGGAACAUGUUGAGGCCGCUAUGGAAACAGUCCCAGUCUUGAAACAAGCAGACAUAAUCAAUGUAGUUGCAGGUCCUAUAACGUAUUCUCCAGAUAUUUUGCCUAUGGUGGGACCACAUCAGGGUGUUCAAAAUUAUUGGGUGGCUAUUGGUUUUGGAUAUGGCAUCAUCCAUGCUGGGGGCAUAGGAAAAUAUCUCAGCGACUGGAUACUUCAUGGGGAGCCUCCUUUUGAUCUAAUAGAAUUAGAUCCGAAUAGAUAUGGAAAAUGGACAACUACAGAAUACACAGAAGCAAAAGCAAGGGAAUCUUACGGAUUUAACAAUAUUGUGGGUUAUCCCAAGGAAGAAAGAUUUGCUGGGAGACCUACAGAAAGAGUCAGUGGGCUUUAUGAUGUCCUUAAGUCUAAAUGUUCCAUGGGAUUCCAUGCAGGAUGGGAGCAACCUCAUUGGUUCUACAAACCUGGGGAUGAGACUGGAUACAAGCCUAGUUUUCAACGCACAAAUUGGUUUGAACCUGUGGGCCGUGAAUAUAAACAGGUGAUGGAAAAAGUCGGUGUGAUUGAUCUUACUCCAUUUGGCAAGAUUAGCAUCAAAGGCAGUGAUUCUGUCAAACUUUUGGAUCGUCUUUUUGCAAAUGUAAUCCCAAAGACAGGUUUCACCAAUAUAAGCCAUAUGUUAACCCCAAGGGGCAGAGUCUAUGCUGAACUCACAGUCUCUCAUCUGAGGCCAGGGGAAUUUCUGUUAAUUACUGGUUCUGGCUCAGAGCUUCAUGACUUGAGAUGGAUUGAAGAGGAGGCAAUUAGAGGACAAUAUAAUGUUGAAAUAAGAAAUAUUACAGAAGAAAUUGGAGUAUUAGGUAUAGCUGGUCCAUAUGCACGGAAAGUUCUCCAGAAGUUAACAACAGAAGAUCUCAGUCAUGAUGCAUUUAGUUUUCUACUAUCGAAACAUUUUAAAAUUGCUGAUAUUCCUGUUACUGCAAUUAGAAUAUCCUAUACAGGUGAACUGGGCUGGGAGUUGUAUCACAGACAAGAAGAUUCUGCAGCUUUAUAUUCUGCCGUCAUGGAAGCAGGCCGUGAAGAAGGAAUUGACAACUUUGGAACAUAUGCAAUGAAUACAUUAAGACUAGAAAAGGCUUUUCGGGCAUGGGGGGCAGAGAUGAAUUGUGACACCAAUCCUUUGGAAGCUGGACUGAAAUAUUUUAUAAAAUUAAAUAAGCCAGCAGACUUCAUAGGAAAGCAAGCACUGAAGCAGAUUAAAGAAAAGGGGCUGGAACGGCAACUUGCGUAUCUCACCUUGGAAACAGAUAACGUUGAUCCAGAAGGAAAUGAAAGUGUCUGGUAUAAGAACAAGGUUAUUGGUAACACCACAUCUGGAUGUUACAGCUAUAGUACUCAACAGAGUCUGGCUUUUGCUUAUGUCCCUGUGGAACUCAGUAAAGUUGGGCAGAAACUGGAAGUUGAACUACUAGGCAAAAAGUAUCCAGCAACUAUCAUCCAAGAACCACUGGUAAUGACUGAACCGACAAGAACACGGCUUCAAAAGAAGGGUGGGAGUACUAAAAUAUAAACAAAGUCAGACAUGUAAUUCUUUGAUAUUAAGAGUCUAGACUUGAUUAACAUAUGACAUAUUUGACUUGAUUUGAAGGCCUGUUCAGGUAUUUCCCUCCCCCGUCACCCUCGCCACAUGAACUAGAAUUGUGGGAAUGGGGUAGUAUAGGCUCCCUGCAUGAUUUAGAACCUUGCAUAACAGGGUUCAAAAUUGCACAGAAAGCCUACACAAGUAGAGUAGACAGCCUGUUACAAAAGUUAUCUCACCAAGACAUGGAGGAAAAAAUGGAGAUGAGCGAUAGGAACUAACAGAGGAGGUCUGGCCAACGAAUAUGGUCCAGCUCUCCUCAUGCAAUUCUAAUCUUGUGGGUGGUUAAUGUCUGAACAGGGCUUGAAUUGAUUGGAGAUUGCAUAUGAACUAUGCAAUAUAACAUAAUUCAAUUUUAUUGACAAUUAAGAAAUAAUUGUUACUUUUUAACGUUAACUCUUGCUUGAUGAUAUGUGAUUCUGCACUACUAGCCUGAGCAUAAUUAGAGUAAAUUCAUUUAAAUCAAAGGGAUUCCUCAUGGUUCAUUAUCAAAGGUAUCCAGUGAGGUGCCACAAGGUUUGGACCUGAGCUCUGCGUUCUUCAACAUUUUUAUUAAUGACUUGGAAGAAGAGUGUGGUGAUGCUUAUCACAUUUGCAGAUGAUACAGGAUUGGGUAGGAUAGCUAAUACCUUAGAAGACAGAAACAAAAUUCAAAACUAACUUGAUAGGUUAAAAAAACUGGACAUAAAAUAACAGAAUGAAAUUCAAUAGAAACAAGCACAAAGCUCUUCAUUUAGGCUUAGCUUGACAAUAGCACAUGUGAACAGGAUCGUAGAAUCAUAGAAUAGUAGAGUUUGAAGGGGCCUGUAAGGCCAUCGAGUCCAACACCCUGCUCAAUGCAGGAAUCUUGGAGUUACAGGCCGUUUCUAUACCUGCCUUUUUUCCAGGGAUCAUCCCUAUGCAUGCAAAUGCCACACAGGGGAUCCCAGGAACAGGCAGGGAUGAUCCCUCCAUUUUCCUGGGAUAAUCCUUAGGUCUAGAAAGGGUCAUAGUCAAUAGCAACCUGAAUAUGAGUCAGCAGUGUGAUGUGGCUGCAAAGAAGGCUAAUGCAAUUUUAGGCUGUAUCAAUAGAAAUAGUUUCUAAAUAUGGGAAACUAUAUAAUAGUUCCACUUUACCCUGUACUGGUCAGACUUCACCUUGAAUACUGUGUCCAGUUCUCAACCCCACACUAAGAAGGCAUCCAGAACUGGAAUGAGUUCAAAUAAACUGGAAUGACUUUAGAGAAGGGUAACAAAGAUGAUCAGGGGAUAAGAAACAAAGUCCUAAAAAGAAAGUUUGAAGGAACUAGGUAUGUUUAGCCUUGAGAAGAGAAGAUUGAAGGGGGAUAUGCUAGCAUCUUUGAACCACCUAAAGCAUGGUGGGCAACACGCUAAAUUUAACCGUUGUAGUGCAAUGGAGUGGUUUGCUGCUAAAUUUUAGUGGAUUUGGAGGCGGUUUUUGGAUGGGGGUCCCAUGGCCAUGGGGGUCCCAUGGGGGUCUGGUGGGUGAAAAUGGGCCCCAGGUAUUCCCUACCCUGUAACCUAAAGGGUUGUAACACAGAAAAGAGCCACAACUUGUUCUCUAUCAUCCAAGACUGUAGGACACAAAAUAACAGGAUUAAGUUACAGGACAGUAGAUCUUGGUUGAACACCAGAAAAAGCUUCCUUACAGUCAGAGAUUUACAAAAUCAUGGGUCUUUCUUGCUGGAACAGAACAACCUUGCUGGUGUUUGCUUUAGUUUAAUUUUUAAAGAACGAGAUGAGUGCUCCUGUGUUUGAGCUGAACAUCAAGAGUGUUCAGCUGAGAAAUAAUUUUUAAAAGUUUACAAAAUGCAAUGGCAAUGGGUUAUAUUGCUCAUCCUUAGUGAUGUCAAAAUAGGAGUGUGUCACAUUGGGUACAGUAUGUAAUGUAGUUGCACAAAAGGAAUGAACAUACUAGCAGGAAGAAAAAUGUGAUGUUCCUGGAAGAGCCUUGAAGAAAGACAUCUGCAUCUUAAACAGCAAAUCACUAACAAAUGCACAUUUAUUGUGCUAUAAAUUGAUGAUGUGGAAUCGUCUAUGAUGCUAAUUUUAGGGUAUCACUGAAAUACCUAUACUAAAUUAAACACGAUUUUUCAUUUAUUCUCAGCUAAUAAAGUAAUACGUACAACAUGAGCCACAUUAAUAUGUAAAACAAUUAUUUGCAAUAUUUUAUUCCAUUUGAAAUGUUUGGUUAUUUGAAGAUGAUUUUGGACAUUAAAUAUACAGAAUGUGAACACAAUAUAUUAUCAUAGGAAAUAACAAUUCCAGUGUGAGCACUGAGAGUAUUCUGUUGUGCCUGAGCCUCUUGGGUUGUGAUUGGACCAAGUUACUUAAUCAUUCAGGCAGCCAAAGUGUUUGCUGGGAGGCCCUGUAUGUGCACUUAGAACUUUUCUGAUCUUGCCAAUUCUCUUCUGCCUUAAUGAUUUUCCACACCACAUAUCAUUCUUGAUUCUUCUGCUCUGUAGAUUCUUGUUAAUCUACGUCCUUCCCCACUACCCUAUAUAUGGUCCUUGUUCUUACUGCUUUCCUAUCAUCCUUCCUCCCUCUCAGAAGUCAUGUGUAAUCUCACACACUCUGUCUUCCUGGGGAGGGGAGUUUAUGCAACCUAAAACCUCCAGUAAGGCCAGACAGUUUGUAAUCCAGGAGGCUUCUUCUUUAACUCUUUCUAUUCCUUUAAAAAAAGCAUUUACAUUUUUUAGAGUAACAUCAACCUGGGCUUAUAACAUUGACUAUUUUGUUAUUAUUGUAUUGCUUUGCUUUGAAUACCUGUAUAAUAUAAACUUGCUUCCAGCAUUUGAACAUAAUAAUUGAUCCAAUAAAAGUAUCACUUUAAUUGUC